Messenger RNA from Onychostruthus taczanowskii (white-rumped snowfinch), 2402 nucleotides. RefSeq names its product diphthamide biosynthesis 1 (gene DPH1). Gene Ontology annotation, biological process: protein histidyl modification to diphthamide. Gene Ontology annotation, molecular function: 2-(3-amino-3-carboxypropyl)histidine synthase activity. The coding region runs from base 11 to 1297 and encodes 428 amino acids. The record is from RefSeq and is a predicted model, not a curated record. Lineage: Eukaryota; Metazoa; Chordata; Aves; Passeriformes; Passeridae. The transcript is spliced from 12 exons.
UGCCGCCUCCAUGUGCGCCACAGCCAUGGCGGCCUCCGUGCGCGCCGGGAGCGCGGCCCCGGUGCCCGCCAAAGCCCGAGCCCGGCGGGUGGCCCAGCAGAUCCCCGAGGAGAUCCUGGGCAACGCGGAGCUGCGGGAGGCCGCGGCGGCCCUGCCCCCCAACUACAACUUCGAGAUCCCCAAGACGAUCUGGCGCAUCCGGCAGGCUGGGGCCAGGAAGGUGGCCCUGCAGAUGCCAGAAGGGCUCCUCAUGUUCGCCUGCACCAUCGCUGACAUCAUUGAGAGAUUCACGGAUGCAGAGGCUGUGGUGAUGGGUGACGUGACCUACGGCGCCUGCUGCGUGGAUGACUACACGGCCCGGGCCCUGGGCGCCGACUUCCUGGUGCACUAUGGACACAGUUGCCUGAUUCCCAUCGACUCCACCCAGGGGCUGAAGAUGCUCUAUGUGUUCGUGGACAUAAAGAUCGAUGCAUCCCAUUUUCUUGAGACCAUUCGCUUCAACUUUGCAGCAGGCAGCUCCCUGGCCCUGGUUAGCACCAUCCAGUUUGUCUCCACUUUGCAGGCAGUGGCACAAGAGCUGCGCUCUCAGUACAAGGUGUGUGUGCCCCAGUGUAAGCCUCUGUCUCCAGGAGAGAUCCUGGGCUGUACGUCACCCCGGCUCGCUCAGGACACGGAUGCCAUUGUGUAUUUGGGCGACGGGCGCUUCCACCUGGAGUCCAUCAUGAUUGCCAACCCAGGGAUACCUGCGUACAGGUACGAUCCCUACAGCAAAGUGUUCUCUCAGGAGCACUACAGCCACGAGCGCAUGCACCGCGCCCGGCAGGACGCCAUCCGCACCGCCAGCUCUGCCCGCUGCUGGGGACUCAUCCUGGGCACGCUGGGACAUCAGGGCUCCCCCAGCAUCCUACAGCACUUGGAGUCACGUCUCCGUGCCCUGGGCCGGCCCUACGUGCGGGUGCUGCUGUCUGAGAUCUUCCCCAGCAAGUUAAAGCUCUUCCCAGAGGUGGAUGUGUGGGUGCAGGUAGCCUGUCCCCGGCUCUCCAUUGACUGGGGAGAGGCCUUCAGCAAGCCACUGCUGACACCCUAUGAGGCUGCAGUGGCUCUCCAGGACAUCGAGUGGCAGCAGCCUUAUCCCAUGGACUUCUAUGCCAGCCAGUCCCUGGGGCCAUGGACGGUGAACCACGGUGGCACACAGCCCCCGCGCCGCGGGCGGCCGGCACAGGGGAAGCCACCCGCGACCCCCGCCCCGCCCGAGGGUGGGGAGCAGCCAAGCAACGGGGACCUCGCAGGUUCGUGAGUGUCACCCGCCGCUGCCCUGGGACCGGCAAGGGCAGAGGCGGGGGCGCCGCCGAUGUGAGCGCCACCGGGACCCCCGGAGCGCAAUGGAUGGGGUAUCACCCCGUAACUCGACAACACCACUGCCCGCAAGGACCGAUCCCGGCUGUCGGCGGCGAGUUGCCCUUUGCAAGGCCGGGCCGUGCUGCGGCCCUGCCCGCGGUGGCACCGGGGGUCGCGUCCCGCCGGGGCCGCCCGGCCCUCACCCCCCGCGACCUCCCGCCGGUAAGGGGGCGCGCGUCACUCCGCGAAGGCGCUCCGCUCGCUCUCCUCUCUCCAGCCAAUCAGCGCGCCGCGUUUCGGCGGGAAGGCGGAAGUGGCGCCGCCGGGGCGCGGCCAUGGCGGAGGCGCGGCCGCUGCGGCUGCUGGCGCUGCACGGGUACCGGCAGAGCGCCCGCCGCUUCCGCCAGCGCACCGGCGCGCUCCGCAAGGCCCUGCGCGGCCGCGCCGAGCUGGUGGCCAUCGACGCGCCGCACCGCUUGCCCGCCGGCGCUGAGGACGACCCCGACGGGGAUGACCCCCCCCGCGGCUGGUGGUUCUCCGGGCCCGGCACGUUCGAGGCGGGCGAAGCGGCCGCGGCUCCGGCGGGGCUGGAGGAGUCCCUGUCGGCCGUGGCUGCGGCGCUGGCGGAGCACGGGCCCUUCGACGGGCUGCUGGGCUUCAGCCAGGGCGCGGCGCUGGGCGCCAUGGUGUGCGCGCUGCGGGCCCGCGGCGACCCGCGCUUCCCGGUGGCCUUCGCCGUGCUGGUGGCCGCGUUCGCCAGCCGCGCCCCGGCGCACGGACACUUCUACCGGGAGCCCAUCGCCCUGCCCACGCUGCACGUCGUGGGCGACACGGACGGCGUGAUCGCAGCGGCCCUGAGCAGGGAGCUGGCGCAGUGCUUCGUGGAGCCCGUUGUGCUCACGCACCCCGGCGGGCACUUCAUCCCCGCGGCUGCGGCGCAGAAGAAAGCCUACCUGGAAUUCCUGGAACGCUUCUGCCCCGGGCAGGGCCAGGCCGAGCGCCUAGAGGCUGGGGAGGUUUGAGAACGGGCUCUGUAAUAAAAAAGGGCUCUGGUGAGACACGUG